This is a messenger RNA of Paralichthys olivaceus (Japanese flounder), 1834 nucleotides long. It is a transcript of the gene acmsd, whose product is annotated as aminocarboxymuconate semialdehyde decarboxylase. Lineage: Eukaryota; Metazoa; Chordata; Actinopteri; Pleuronectiformes; Paralichthyidae. Gene Ontology annotation, biological process: secondary metabolic process. Gene Ontology annotation, cellular component: cytoplasm; cytosol. The record is from RefSeq and is a predicted model, not a curated record. Gene Ontology annotation, molecular function: hydrolase activity; carboxy-lyase activity.
GCACAUUUAGUGGAAGAAUCCUCCUGCAGCAGACUUCUCAAGUUUUCCUCAGAGUAAUCACAAGGAUGAAGGUUGAUAUUCACAACCACAUUUUACCAAAGGAGUGGCCCGAUUUGAAGCAGAGGUAUGGAUAUGAUGGGUUUGUCCAGCUUCACCACCACUGCAUGCCCACCCUGUGGACCUGUCAGGCUGGACCUGGCAGCGUGAGCAGCUGCAGAACUCAGCACGUCGUCCCUGCAUCAGCAGAGAGAUUCACUUCAAACACAGCGGCAACACAGUCUGUCAGCUCAGAGGCCCACUUCAAGCAGAAAUCAGCUGAAUGAGCCGUCUGCUGCCACCAUGUGGUUGUAUUUUUGACAAGUUAGAAAAGUCCAAAAGUCGAAUGCCGUUUUAAUGAGCUUAAAAAAAAUCUAAAUUCUAAGGGUAAAAUGGCAAAGAACAAGAGGGAAAAUAUGCCAAAGUGUCUGGACUGUACAGCAGAGACAUGGGAGCAUGUUAAUUGCUGUAAGAGAUGGUGGUAAUGUUGUGUUCCAGGGGGAAGCAGAUAUGAUGAAAGAUGGGAAGCUGUUCCGAGUGAUUCAAGAAAACUGCUGGGAUGCAAAUGCCCGCAUACGAGACAUGGAUCAACAUGGUGUGACAGUUCAAGCCCUUUCUACUGUUCCUGUGAUGUUCAAUUACUGGGCCAAACCUUAUGACACACUGGAUCUCAGCGUCAUUUUAAAUGACAGUUUGGCCCAGACGGUACGUAGCAACCCCAAGAGAUUUGUGGGCCUGGGAACGCUGCCCAUGCAAGCUCCCGACUUGGCCGUGCUGGAGAUGAAGCGCUGUGUGAAGGAGCUGGGCUUCCCUGGGGUGCAGAUUGGCUCACACAUUAACAACUGGGACCUCAACUCCUCUGAACUCUUUCCCUUCUAUGCUGCAGCCGAGGAGCUGGGCUGCUCCAUAUUUGUUCACCCAUGGGACAUGCAAACGGAUGGGAGGAUGGCUAAGUAUUGGCUGCCCUGGCUGGUGGGAAUGCCCUCAGAAACAACCAUGGCUAUUUGCUCGAUGAUAUUUGGAGGUGUCUUCGAGAGGUUUCCUAAACUGAAAGUCUGCUUUGCUCAUGGAGGUGGCUCUUUCCCAUUUACCAUUGGCAGAAUUGAACAUGGCCACACAGUCCGACCAGACCUGUGUGCAGUCGACAACAAAAUCAAUCCACGGACAUACCUCGGGUCUUUCUACACUGACUCCCUGGUUCACGAUCCCAUUGCCCUGAAGCUGCUGAUUGAUGUUAUUGGAAAAGAAAAAGUGAUGCUGGGAACAGAUUAUCCAUUUCCACUGGGAGAGCUGCAGCCUGGAUCACUGAUUGAGUCCAUGGAUGAGUUUGAUGAAACACUAAAGGAUAAAUUACUGGCUGGAAAUGCUCUGGAAUUUUUGGGACUGAAACGAGAGCAAUUUGAAUAACAUAAAUAUCUGAAAUAAAACUGCUACACUCAGUGAUUCAGUACAAAGGCUUCAUUCAGAUAGGCAUUUUCAUAAGAUUCAAAACAACCAAUCUUGUUGUGGUUUGAUAUAAUAAAUUAAGUUUUUUCUGAAUCGCCUAAUUUGUUUGAAUUCAACAUAAAACACUGUUACUUCUGAGAAGUACUACUGUGUAAGAAUGCAUGUGAUCACUUUACAAUUCAGUUUCACACUGUUAAGAUGAAUGACAUGAUUUGGUAGAUAUCAUGCAUUAUAUCCCUGGUUUAGAGACGUUUAAUUAUGAAAUGUGAGUGACCACGAAGCUGAGAGUCACAACACCAUACACUACCCCUGGAACAACUGGAUUGCUGUCAACAGAUAAUUUCUUUUUCAA